Gossypium arboreum is the source of this 1193-nucleotide messenger RNA. RefSeq lists its product as uncharacterized. NCBI's taxonomy places the organism in Eukaryota, Viridiplantae, Streptophyta, Magnoliopsida, Malvales, Malvaceae. Gene Ontology annotation, cellular component: nucleolus; small-subunit processome; Mpp10 complex. Gene Ontology annotation, biological process: rRNA processing. Gene Ontology annotation, molecular function: snoRNA binding; rRNA primary transcript binding. The record is from RefSeq and is a predicted model, not a curated record. Bases 157 to 1077 code for a protein of 306 amino acids. The transcript is spliced from 9 exons.
CAGCACAGCCUGGCCCAUUCUCAUUCAACAUUCCAAAUUAAUCCUCUACCUUUCUUGCCGUUUUCUACCAGCAACUCUUUUCAAAAACCCUAAACCCUAACAAAAGUCAGGGUUGGUAGUCGCUGUUUUGAUUAUCUUACAUUAACGUAAAUAAAAAUGUUGAGAAGGAACAUUCGAUUGAGGAGAGAGUAUUUGUACAGGAAGAGCUUGGAAGGCAAAGAGCGUUUGCUUUAUGAGAAGAAACGGAAGAUCAAAGAAGCCCUUGAAGAGGGAAAACCCAUUCCAACUGAACUCCGGAAUGAGGAGGCCGCGCUUCGCCAAGAAAUUGACCUUGAAGAUAAUUACACUUCCAUUCCCAAAACUCAUAUUGAUGAUGAAUAUGCAAAUGCAACUGUACGAGAUCCUAAGAUUUUGCUGACAACAUCUCGUGAUCCAAGUGCUCCUCUUAUACAGUUUGUUAAGGAAUUGAAGUUUGUCUUUCCUAAUGCAGAGCGAAUGAAUCGUGGUGGCCAGGUUAUAUCUGAAAUUAUUGAAAGUUGCCGUGCGCAUGAGUUUACAGAUGUAAUUUUGGUUCAUGAACAUCGGGGUAUACCAGAUGGUUUGAUUAUAAGUCAUCUACCUUUCGGUCCCACAGCAUACUUUGGGUUACUCAAUGUGGUUACAAGACAUGAGAUUAAAGACAAGAAAGCCAUCGGAACAAUGCCCGAGGCUUACCCUCAUUUGAUUCUUGAUAAUUUUAAAACCAAGCUGGGUGAAAGAACAGCGAACAUUCUAAAACAUUUAUUCCCUGUGCCAAAGCCUGAUACAAAACGUAUUGUGACUUUUGCUAAUCGGUCUGACUAUAUUUCAUUCAGGCAUCAUAUCUAUGAGAAGCCUGGAGGUCCUAAAUCAGUUGAGUUAAAGGAGAUUGGUCCGAGGUUUGAAUUGCGGCUUUACCAAGUAAAAUUAGGAACAAUGGAGCAGAGUGAAGCCCAGAUUGAAUGGGUUAUUAGACCAUACAUGAACACAACCAAGAAACGCAGCUUCAUUGGGAACGAGCCAGAACCAGAUGAUAAAAGAAAGAGAAAUAAAGCUUGAAAUUUGUCAUUUUCUCGUUAUUAUGUUGUUUUGGUUAGGCUUUCAUUUAUGUUUUUAAGCUUGUUUGAAUUAUUAACAUUUCAUAUCAAUUUUAAUUUACAGAAACAAUUAUGUUA